Lymnaea stagnalis (great pond snail) is the source of this 9462-nucleotide messenger RNA. The record is from the annotation of a GenBank genome assembly. Lineage: Eukaryota; Metazoa; Mollusca; Gastropoda; Lymnaeidae.
UAAACAGUUAAACAUGGCGUAAAACCUGUAUUUGGUCAGCUGACUGAGUUGAAGCACAGCUCUGAGAUAUUUUGGAUAAUCGUAGGUUUGUCUGCUUUGGUCAAGUUAACAAUUAUAAACGAGGGCCUUAUUUUAUAUUUUAAAUAAUAAGGCCGACAUACGGCCAUAAGUAUAUGUAUCGUCGGAUGCGUCCGUCAAAAGUUGGGGGGGGGGGGAGGAAUAGUAUAUUAAUAAUAAUAAAUAUAAAAAAAUAAAAGCACCAUUGUUAUCGUGUAAAAACGGAGAUAUAAAUGCUAGGCUAUUUAAAUUUAAGCUUAGACUUAGGCCACAUUUUCUACAUACUGACUCAAGUAUCUUAUUCUUAUUUUAUCUAAGUUAUUUGUGUAGUAUGAGUAUGAAGAAAGGCAGGAGAGCAUGCUUCCUCAGUAUGAUACUUAUACUUAUGAUAUCAAUACCUAUAGCCUACUAUUGACAAUAAUAGUUAUAAUUUAUUACAUUUUGGUAAAAGUGUGUAGUUAGCUGCAUGGAUUUAGCCAGGACUUGUCUCACCUUAAGUGCAGUGACAUCACUUUGGGCAGUUUGGGGAAUUUCAACACUGGACUUAGGGUGACAGGACCAACACUUUGACCUGAACUUAUAACUGUCCAUUUCUUCACUGAGCAGUUAAUAUGAAUUAAACUGAAAAUAAAUGUUCCAUUCGUUUUUAUUAAAAUUUAACUUACAAAUUUCAAAAGAAAUCCUUGUUAAUACCCCAAGAUGAACAGCAGAAAAAAGACAUGCACAUUGUUAAAAGUGCUUUCUUUUUUUAUUGUAAAUGGGAAAAAAAAUUAGGUUCCUGCAAGAUUUUCAUUUCUAUAUUGUCACAAUUUCACUGGAUAUUUCAACAUAAUUUUCUGGGUAGGGGAUACCCCUCCCUGCACUUUCAAGACAAAAAUUAAAAUGAGAAAAAAAAACUUUAUCAAAUAAAAACAGAGCUAAAAAUUGAAAUCUUUGAAUAAAUGGAACUAUGGCCAGUAGUUGACCCAGGGAACCUCCAUGACCUGUAUACAGUGGAAGACAUCACCGGCCCUGCCACCAACUGCAUUUUAGCCCUACAAUUUUCAUCAACUGAAAUAGGUUGUAAAUUGUAAAGAAUAAAACAAGGUCAUUGACAUUAUUGACUCCUCAACUCACUUGAAUGUAAAUGUAUGAAAGCCACUAAAGAAGAGCUAACAAAAUUGCAAAGACAGUAGGAGUAGGCCUUACUAGAAAAUCAAUAGCUUAGCCUAAACUUAGGGGCCGUCCAUAAAGUAUGUCGCAUCAUUUUUUUUAUCCCCUUCCUUGCUCUUCCUGUCACAAGAUCUGAACCCCCACCCCUAAAGUAUGUCACACUUUUGGGCUAAAAAACUAAAAAUAUUUUUUUUUAAUUAACAAAUAAUUAAAUUAACUAAUUAACAAAUAAUGUUAAACACACUUACUAUUAAAUUUAUAAAAGUAAAAUCUUCUUUCAGAAUGUCAAAAGCCUUCAAUAGCAUUACGAUUUUAUUAAUGAAUAAGCCUACACAUUUGAAUUUGUAGUUGUACCUUCUUUUAUUUAGUCUUAUACACUUUAUACACUCAUUCUGUUUGGGGAGAACUGGGGUUAAUGCAUAUCAGGGAUUACAAUCUUUGGCUCAGGUGGAGUAUCAAGUUAUUAGUACCAAUGUAAGUCCAGAGUUACAAACCAGAAAGUUAAUUAGAUUAUAAAUGCAAAUUUCUCAAACAAGUCUAUUUCAAAAGAUUUUUCUUUUCAGGGGACUAUUUACUUUGUUUUAGGGUCUGUGUGAUCUACAAUGUCAAGAAGCCAACAGAUGCCAUCGGUUGUGCUCAACCAAUGUGACCAAAUGAGUGAGGCGACUAAAUUUUCUGCAGAGCAAAAUAAGUAUGUAUAUUUCCAGUCUUUGAACUAUAUUUCUUUAGGCUGCAAACUAAAUGAAUUAAUUUAUUUGUAUUUUCUAAUUUUGCUUUGACUUAAUUUUUGCUCAAUAUAUUAAACGCUAAUGAAUACUAGUUUUAAAAAAUUGUGUUUCUUAAUACCACUACUGAUAACAACAGGACCUUAUUUUUAUAGACUACUGAUUUUUCCCAAACUUCUGGUUUCAAAAAUCGUUUCAGAGUAAACCUUUAAAACAAUUAUUUAUUUUAAUGUUGCAAUAACAAAUUUGCUAAAAGCAAUUAACUAAAUUGUUAAAAACCAUUUUUUUAGCACUGCUUUGAAAGCUAGUGUUGGUCGAAGCAACUCAGCACCACAGUCGAAAAACAGAUUCACUGGAGAGAAAAUGGGCCUUUCUUCUAAACCUGCAGCUGACAUGAGCCCUAAAAGACUAGUUUCAAAUGGGAGUCACAACAGUUUAUCUGAUGGUGUUGUGCUCCAUGUCGAUCAAGAACAAGCUGGCACUAGUGUUGUGUCAUCCCAUGUAGUACCUUCCGCAACUAAAUUCUACCACAAAGAAGACACACCAAUGGUCAGGUCAGAGCCAAAACCUGAUGACGUCUGGCAAAGACGAGAGAAAUUUGGUGCUUCUGGUCGAUCCCAAGAGCUUGAUUCACCACAAUUAAUUAAAAGAAAUGGAACUUUGUUUGAGAAUUCUAAUGCCUCUGCUGAGUCUGUGAAAGGGGCCACUACUAAUUUAGAAAGUAUUGAAAGUAAUAAAGUAACAUCUUCUCGGGAAUCUUGCAAUAGCACUCUUAAUAAUUGGGGAGAUUCUGGAACACAUCAAAGGUAUAUGUUUAUGCAGUAAACUUACGCUUUACGGGUCCCCUCUUUUCAUGUGUUUUUUUUUUUUAACUACUUUUUUUGACGUGGUCACCGUCUUUUUUUCCCAUAACCUCUCCUGUCAUGGCAACAAAGAUGACAGCUGUGUAAAAAAAAAAUGUUUUUGUUGCUAAAAACCUUCAUACCUAAUGUCUAUCACUCUACCAAAUCUGAAAGCUAAAUGUUCUAUAUGCGAAAAUCAGUGUCCCUAGCUCAAGCGUAAAUCUCCAAACCUAAAAUCAAUCACUAGGUCUAGACCUAACCUGAACUCUAAAACCAUGUGUUCGUGUGUUACACACUGUAGUGCGAAAAUCGUAAAUGUGAAUUAAAAUAUUCAAAAUAAUGAAAAUCAGAUGAAAUUUUCAUCGUAAUACACUUUUACACACUUUAUUACAGGUUCUGCCAAAAUUAAAAUCCUAAAGAUGUCAUAAAAGUCAAAAUACAUUUUUUCUAAAUGAUCUGACAGUCACAUCUGCAAAAUAGCCUCAUUUUAAAAUAUAAUUAACGGCACUACAAUAUAUUUAUAUUAACAAUUCAUCUAUAAAAAAACAUUCCAUAGAUUUCUUCAUAUAAAAAAAGAGAAUAGUUAGCUCUAGUAACAUUCUGCGACUAAACAAAGGGGAGUUCACUUAUCCACAGAAACUCAUGGGACUCGUAAAGCGUAAGUUAAAAGAGUAUGCUAACAAUUUGUAAAGUUAAGAGCCACUUGACUUUGAAUUUAAAUUCCAAUCAUAUCUGGUUAAAUGUUUAAUAAAUGAAUUUGAAGUUAUUGUUUUUAACUCUAAAGUGAAGCAUAGAAUGUAUGCUCAGAACCUUUUAGUCAAUCAUAGGUCUUAUGUAGUCUUGUUGAAACUAAAAUCUUGUUGCAAAUUUUCAUAAUAAAUAUUUUAAAUUUUCAUAAAAAGUGGUCCAGAAAAUCCAGAGACUGAUUGCCGAAAACACACUCAACGCUAUCCAUUUAGACAAGCCCAUUCUGAAGUGAUACUGCCCAGUGCGUCUGAGAGAAGAUUGUCCUUGGCACAUGUGAAGGAGAAGGGCUAUGCAAGGUUGGAAGAAGAGCUUAUGAAGGCCCAGAAAGUAAGUAUUAAAACAACUUGAACUGACAGAAUCAAUUGAUGGUGAAUAAUUAUUCUUAAGUUUUAAAAAGCGUGCGUUACAUCAUCCAUAGUUUUGAUUUGCCUAUUCUAGAUAUGACUCAAUGUUAAAAUCAUUGAGCUUGUUUAAAUAAAGCAUUGCAAAAAUAAUGUAAGUUAUGUCUUAUUCAUCCAAAUUUAUUUUUAAUGUAUCAUGUUAAACAAAGUACAAAAUAAAAAAACAGGUCAUAAUGUUAUAUUGCUAUUAUUUAAUGUAGGGUUUUAUAAAGGAAACAAAAUGUUAGUGUAUAAAAUCAUCAGGUCUCUUUAAAUAAUAGUUUAUUUAUUCCUGAAAAAAUUAAAUUAUUAAAUGCAUAAUAUGUAUGAUAAAACAAAAGGAUACUAUCGCUUACAUGGGAAACAUUUGGUACUUUUUCCAAUUCAUUACAAAAAGCAAUUCCGGUACCGGGUAAUUAAAAUUUUAAUGGUGUCUGACAUUUGUCAGCCUUAAGCUGUUAAACUUAUUAAUAUUUUUGGGUGCAAGAUGCAGUUAACCAUACUAGUUUUUGUAUAGUGAAUGUAUGGAACAUUGUCACUUUGAUUGAUUGUUUCCAAUACUUGGAAAUUUAUUUGUCUUUAUUUUAAAUAGGCUAUUCUUCAUUUUACUGUAUUUUAUUAAUUUUCAAUUUUCCACAAUUUCUGAAUUUCAACACACAAAAAAUUCCAAUUUAAAUAUGUUGUUUUCAUUUGAUACACAUUUCUUUUUUUUAAGGCACUGGAAAUGAAGGAUGAAGAAGUGGGUGAACUGAGGGGUAUCAGAGAGAGGUUAAUGAAGGAAGUCAGCGAUUUUACAGCUGCAUUGUUUGAGGUAAUAAAAAUCAAAUUUAUACAACAUAUGCUUAAAUUUAAGUUAAUGAAAAUAGUUUCCACAUUACUAGCCAAAAAAUCAGUUUAAAAAUCUAAAAUUUAGUCCAUCAAUUUCUUUAUGCAGCUUUUAAUAUACAUAAUGAUAAAAUGUAUUCAUAUAGAGUAAUAAUGUUAUUCCGCAGGAAGUAAAUUCCCAACUGAACUCAGCAGCUCUCAGUGAACAGCAAGCCAAAAAACAAUUACAAGAAGCUAACACAAAGGUAAUUCAAAAUAAGGAUAUUGGCAUUAUAUUAUAUGAAGCUUUUUUUUUUCCUCCACCUCGAUCAAAAUCCAAUUAAUUCUCCCUUUCUUCUACACUAGAAUAUGUUCUAUUUAAUAUGCCUAUAGUGUAGAAUUAUUAUUUUUUUAUACUAGUUUAAUGCAUGUUGUGAACAAUAUGUACAUAUGUUCAUUAUGCAGUAGAGGGUUGAUUUUCCAAACGCUGAUUAUCCAAAACACCAGUUAUCUGAACGAGCCUGUAUUCUGUAAUAAUAUUAAUACAGUAUGCAAUUUGCAUGGUAUAGAGCAGUGUUUCCCAAAUUUUCAAGUCUAACAUACUGGUGGACAAGUUUCAAAAUUGCAUCAGGGACUGGUAGCAAAUUUAUUUAUUAUAUAUUCUUUUUAUUUGACCAUAAAUAUUAAUGUUGUGCGCACCGGUAAUGUAAGGCUCACAGACUAGUGCCAGUCUGCAGACCACCAUUUGGGAAAGGCUGGUAUAGAGCAUUGGCAAGAAAAAAUUUCAAACCCCUGUGCCAUCAUCCAGGUAAAAUAAUUAUUAUAUGUUGUUUUUUAUUACAUGCCGUAACUAUUUAACAACGCAGCUGUUCCAUUGGAGUUUUCAGUUCUUAAAUCACCCCUGUUCCCAAAUAGUUGGGAAAAUCAAUGAUCUAUUGUACAUUUUUGAUAUGUUAUCUUAUCUUUUCUUUUACUUUGUUUUUAAAAUUAAUCAUAAAAUGAAAUAAAUGUUGUUGUUUUUUGUUCUUUAUAAGUGACAUAUCAUUUCAAUUUUUUUUAGAUUGAUGUAUUAAUUGCUGAAGUUGCAGCACUGAAAGAUCUGGUCCUCACAUCCACCCCAAGCAGCCCCAACAAGCACCUUCAUCCUCAGAUAGAUUCUCCAAAGAAAGAAAAAGGUGGUAAGCCGUUCUGGAAAACCCACAGGCGAUCCACUAGUCAUCACCAGUUCACAAAGGAGUCGAGGGAAAAGGCAGAGGCAACACAGCACCAUUCACAGCUUAAGGAGGUCAGAAAGUCUUUAACAGAAAAAUAAUUAAACUUAUUUAAACAUACUUAACAUUAAAAUAUCUUGGUGAAAAAAUUUUAAGACUAUUUUAUUUAUUGUGAAAAGGCAGUAAAAAUAUUCUCUUGCUUUUAGAUCUUGAUAUUUGAUAGUUUUAAAAAAUAAUAAUAUUAAAUAUGCUUAUAUAUAAUUCUAAACAAAUAUUAUUUGGUAAAAAAAUGAGGUAUGUUUAAAGUUUUAAAGUAAGAUUUUAACAAAUAAAUAAUAAAUGUCAUUUUUAUGCUUUCAAAAAUCAUUUCCUAAAUUUAUAUAAUCUAAAAAGAUUAUAGUUUAUAUACGCAUAAAUUUUUCUUCAAGCAAUAUUUGUUACAAAAAGGAAAAGAAAUGUCAAAAGCUUAUUUUAUUUAAACAGAUGGACACAGUGGCAUUUGAUGAAUUUUCAAGAUGGCGUCUUCAGCCAACAAUGGAGUUCACCGGACAGUUUUUUACUAGAGUUCAACAAGAAGAUAUUCAUCCUUGUUUAAAUUUCAAGAAUACACGAGUAAUCUCUCAAUUUAAAAAAAAAAUAAUAAAAAUAAAAAAUGAACACUUAGUAUUAAAAUGUUUGAGAAAAAAUAUCUUUGACAGAAAUAGACAUUAAUUACAAUCCAAGCUGCUGGAAACAAAAUGAGGAAUUAAAACUUAAUAAUCAUUAUGUUGAACAGAAUUUAUUUAUUUUUAAUUAUAAAUUUAAUUCAUGAUUGACAGUAAUUUUUAUUCAAAAUAUUUUUACAUCAAAAAAACUUUUGCAGUUGGCAGACAGAAUUCUUCAAAGUGUUAAAAACAACACCUUAUCUAUUGAGCCAAUUCCAGGGGAUCAUUCAUUUCCAAGGUGAGGUUAUUUGUUACCUUACCUAGUUGUUUUAAAGUUUUACAUGUCUCUAUUACCUUUUUGGCACUGAAAAAGUAAUAAUUUUUUAUAUACUAAUGUUACAGUUUUGUUUUUUAAAAUUACAAUUGGAGGAAAAGUUAUCAAUAUGAAAUAAUAGCUAAUCAAAGUUUUAAAUAUGAAUAUUUCAAUAAAGCUUUUUUUAAUUUCUUCAUGAUUCUGUUGAUUUCUUGUAAUUUCAACAUUUGUUUAAUUAUAAUUAAAAUUAAUUUAAAAAAAAAAUAAUUAUAAUUAAAAUUGUAACAUCUUGCAGGAAAUGCUGUCUUUCUGAUACUCAUAAAUUAUGUAAUUAUAAAAUCAAGUUUGAGGGAGAUGAGGAAUGGUAUUCCAUAUCCCAGAUGUCCAGAAACAGGGUAUGUUAAGAAUUAAUUUUUUUGGAGAAGAGUCUUUAUUAUUUCCUCAUACAUAUCUCAUAUACAGUUUGGGAAAUGAAAAUGUAUGUGCCCUUUUCUCAUUGAUGUAGCUAAAUCAUAAAAAUAGUCAUCAACUGUCAAUGCCUAAUUCAACCCACUGCUGGAGGUGGCAGAAGUAUAUAUUUUUUUUAAAAUCAGAGGCAAGUGGAAUGAAAAUCCUAUUCAUUAAUAUAAAAGAGAUGUUUAUUGUUAAAAUAAGUCAUGCAUCAAUUGGUUCUGGUGGCUGUGUACAUUUCCAUUGACUGGAGUUAAUUAAAUGUACUAUCUCUUUUUUUACCAGAUAGCAGUUGUUUGUGAUUUCUUCUCCUAUCUUCGCUACAUCGUGCAGGGCCUUGUUAAGUGCUCAGGUAGGUUAACCCUUGCUUUCAGUGAAAGAGUAAUGGAGAUAUUUAAAUUUCAGCUUUUUUUUUUCUAUAUUUAGAUAAUGAUUAUUUUUUUUAUAGAUUUAUUAUAAAGCUAGAGAAUAAAUAAAAUGUUGUUUUGUCUUCAGGAGAUUUGAUUGACUGAUAACUAAUUUUAUAAAUUGAUUAUACCACUCCAAUAUACAAUGGCAUUUUCUCCAUUUCUAAUUUUAUAAUGUGGCUAAAAUAAUCUCCGAAGUAUUAUCAAUGUAGAACAUAGCUAUUUGCUUUUGCUAUAAAAUCUAAAUACUUAACCUUAAGUAAUAUUAAAUAAUGAAAAAAUGAGAAAGAAUGGUUUUGCAAUGUCCUAAGAACAAUUUAUGCUCUUGAAUUUUAAAUUUGAUGAGUAAUGAUUUUCAGCAUUAAGUUGAAAAAUCUUUUUUUCCAUUCCAGAUAAAGACAUGUACGCAGAACUUGUGAGGCUCCGAGGUCAGAUGGCAUUGGCCAGACUGGGACUUAUAUAGGCCUUAUCUAAACUAGUCAGUAUCACAAACUGUUACCGAAACUGAUCACUGACCAAAUAUGUACUUACAGAUUGAUAUUACAAUGUUGCUAAUCUGAACAUGGUCUCAGGCAAUAAAUGAAACUGAUAUAUGCACAAAUAAUUUCUGUUGUUACAGUUUGUAUGUCAAGAAGUUAUAUAUAAGUAUAUGUAAGUAUGCAUAAAGUUGUUGGUUGGUAUAAUUUUUAUAUCAAGAAGAAACAAGUUUGCAUGAAUUUGUUGGUAUUUUUCUAAUGCAUAUAACUUUUCACAUGUAAUUAGGUAGUUAGGUCCAUAUCAACCUGUAAAGUUCAACAAUUGUUUAACUUGAUUUUAAAAUUAGCUGAUGAGGUGUAUUAAAUAAGUGUUGCAGUGUGCAUGAAAUGUUUUAAAGACAUACUUAGUGAUAUUGGUAUGGUAGCCAUUAACAUUUUUUUAUUAUAAGAAAAUGGAUACUUAACUGCAAAAAUUUGACAAUUUUCCACUAUUAAGGUCCCAAAUGAACUCUCCAUUAUUAAAGUCCCAAAUGAACUCUCCAUGCUUAAGUUAAAACCCACAUGUUAACAUUUUUUCAAAUUUCCUUUUAAUCCUAAUUAAAAAAUUCAUGGUUUCAUAGUAAAGAACUAAGAUUAUUGUUUUGUUUUUUUUUCUUCAAUUUUAGCCCUCUACAUAAGACAGCAUAUAGUAGAUGUAUUUAAUCCAUCAUUUGUCUGCUUAAAUCUUAGUUAAUGAAAUUAGUUUCCACAUUGCUAGACAAAAAGACAUUUUCUCAUUUAGUUGGAUCCUUAGAGAAACUUUUACCAGUUGGUAUUAGAAAGUGGAUUUUGUCUGAAUCACCAUAUCAGGAUUAAAUUCACUUCAAUUCUAAAAUGCAACUGAUUCAUUUAUGAAAAAUUCUACAUAAUUAGUCAGAGUUGGUAUAGUAUUAUGGCAUGUUUUCCCCUGAAUAAGAGAAAUUUAAUUUAUUAACUGCUCACUUUCCUUAAAAGUACAAAAUGAAUGCCUAUGCCAAUUAAGUGAUGCUUCAGUAACAUGAAUGAUGCACUACAGUUGUUUGGAAACAAAAUGAAUGAGUGAUGUAAUUUUAUAAAUAUUUAUGUACACAGUUCUAAUGGAUUUGGAAAUGAUGAUAUUAGUAUUAUUAAAUAUAUAUUUUAUAUAAACUUUACUUUUUAUAUGUUUUUAAUAUUAUGUAAGGGAUUGUGUUUAUUUCUGCAUCUCUACAAAUGUUUUAAUGUAUAGCUAAACAG